This is a messenger RNA of Paramuricea clavata, 609 nucleotides long. Lineage: Eukaryota; Metazoa; Cnidaria; Anthozoa; Malacalcyonacea; Plexauridae. The record is from the annotation of a GenBank genome assembly.
AUGAGCACAACUACGACUAAAGUUGAAGAAUACGAUUUGUCUUUAGAAGUGAUAAUACGGAAAUUUAUUCUCAAUGCCAGAGUUACUAAAAUAAACAAGCGCGAACUAUUGACUUUAGAUAAUCCUAAUUAUGAACGGCUUUUAAGUGAAUAUCAGCACUUGAGAGGUGUUACUAUCGAUGACAUGACCGAUGAUAGAAAUUUACCUGUACAUUUGAUAAUUGGCGCGAACGAAUAUGUCAAAAUCUGCACGCAAACCCAGGCACGAAUUGGUAGACAAGGCGAACCAGUCGCUGAAUUAACGCGUUUUGGCUGGGCUAUAAUGGCACCUGGAGACGGAGCCGAUCAUAAAACCGGGUUUCUCGCAGUCAACACUACCACUGACUAUGACCGUUUGUGUACUCUUGACGUGCUUGGUUUGGAAGAUUCAUCCCCCGGCGAUCAGGGGGAGGUCUACAAGGAAUUUCGUGAGCAGCUGACCCGCCAUCCAGUCGAAGGCUGGUACGAGACCAACCUAACGUGGAAAGGCAACCACCCACCGCUACCAUCCAAUCGCUCUGGCAGCCUCACUCGUAUGAAAAGCCAAAUCAAUAAAUUGAGACGAGACUGA